This is a messenger RNA of Rhododendron vialii, 1125 nucleotides long. Its product is annotated as ras-related protein RABA1f-like. The record is from RefSeq and is a predicted model, not a curated record. Gene Ontology annotation, molecular function: GTPase activity; GTP binding. NCBI's taxonomy places the organism in Eukaryota, Viridiplantae, Streptophyta, Magnoliopsida, Ericales, Ericaceae. Gene Ontology annotation, cellular component: endosome. The transcript has 2 exons. Bases 104 to 760 code for a protein of 218 amino acids.
GGAGAUUCGAGUCGUCCGAAGAACAUCUCUCACAUUUCCAUUGCGAUUUCUACGUCUCUCUCUCUCUCUCUCUCUCUCUCUCUCUCUAACCAUAUAUAGUCAGAUGAUGGGGGCGUACAGAGCAGAUGAUGAUUACGAUUACUUGUUCAAGGUGGUGUUAAUAGGAGAUUCUGGUGUUGGAAAAUCUAACCUAUUGUCACGAUUCACCCGCAACGAGUUCAGCGUCGAAUCCAAAUCCACAAUAGGCGUCGAAUUCGCCACUCGCAGCAUUCAUGUCGAUGAUAAAAUCGUCAAGGCCCAGAUUUGGGACACCGCCGGCCAAGAAAGGUACCGUGCUAUAACAAGCGCUUACUACCGAGGAGCCGUGGGCGCUCUACUCGUCUACGACGUGACCCGACACGUCACGUUCGAAAACGUCGAGCGGUGGCUGAAGGAGCUCCGGGCCCACACCGAUGCCAACAUCGUGAUCAUGCUCGUCGGGAACAAGGCGGACCUCUGCCACCUCCGUGCCGUGUCGACCGAAGAUGCAAGGGCAUUUUCGGAGAGGGAAAACAACUAUUUCAUGGAAACGUCGGCUCUAGAGGCUUUGAACGUCGAUAGUGCGUUCACGGAAGUGCUGGCGCAGAUCUAUAGGGUUGUCAGUAGGAAGGCGCUCGAUAUAGGCGAUGAUCCGGCAGCAUUGCCAAAGGGACGGACGAUUGAUAUUGGGAAUAGGGAUGAUGUAUCAGCUGUGAAGAAAGGAGGGUGUUGCUCUGCUUAAUUCCUGAGUCUGGAAAAAUGAGGGUGGUGAAGUAGUGCUCUCUGUAAAUUGAUUCGGUGACCUUGUGUAUAAUUAUAUUGAUAGAGGCUAAUUUUUCAGUAACUUAAAAUGUUGUCUUGAUAAAAUUGGGAAUCUGGACACGUAAAAUGAAAUUUGCCAUGACAGAAAACCAUGCUUUUGAUACCGGAAAAGAUGCACGGGACAAUUCGAUAAAAUUGGAAUAAUGCUGGUAAAGCAUUGGUUUGAUGUUAACAAAAACCAUAGCAGCGGAUUUCCUUCUCGUCUCUCCAUUUGUAUUGCUUUUGAAAAACAAGUUUCCUUUGCUUUUUAUGUCUUCAGUUUUCCCUGUUAUUCUGAAGCUUCAG